Molecule: messenger RNA, 1416 nt
Organism: Rotaria sp. Silwood2
Lineage: Eukaryota; Metazoa; Rotifera; Eurotatoria; Philodinida; Philodinidae
Source: the annotation of a GenBank genome assembly
AUGACUAAUUUAUCAGAUGAACAUUAUCUUCUUCAAUUAAAAUCAUUACCUAUCAAUGAUUUACAAAUGUUAUUAACUUAUUCAGGACAAUCACGAACAGGUAAACGUCAUGAAUUACUUGAAAGAUGUUUUUUAUUAAUUAAAUCUUCGAAAUUAAUACGAGAUAAACUCGAUGAAUUAUAUAAUAAACGUUUUGGUCAAGGUGAUUUACCAACAAUACCAUAUCCACCAGAUUUAAAAAAUACAGUAAAAUCAACACAUCAUCAUUUACCUAUACAUCAGCAACCAGCAAAUGUUGAUAUACAUUUUUUACCACUUACAUUUAAUGAAGAAUUAUAUGUUAUAUCACCACCAUAUCCAGUUCCACCUGUUAAACAUACAACCAAUGAAUCACAAAACUUACUUAAUUUUUACUUUUUAUUAUCAGCGCAGCAAGCAUCUGAUGUUGCAACAUCAACUUAUUUUAAUAGUGAUCAAUCAAAACUUGAAUUUCGAAAACAAAUUUUAUUAAGAUUUACAACUAUUGGUGAUGUAACAAAUAAUGGAAAAUAUGCACUUGAUAAAUUACCACCAAAUCUUUAUGUUUUUGUCAAUAAUAAAGUUGUUGCAUUACCUCAACCAAAACCUACAGCUAAACCAAAUUCUGAUGUUAUUCGACCAGGUCGACCAAUCGAUAUAACAGAAUAUUGUCGUUUAUGUCCAUUAAUAUCUAAUCUAGUUGAAAUAUCUUGGUUUACACAAGAUAGUUCAACUCCAUUGCCACCUUAUAUUGCUGCCGUUUACUUAACUGAACGUAAAACAGUUCAACAAUUAUUAGCACGAAUCUCACGUCCUGCAGCAAUUCGACCAUCUAUUGAAACACAACGUACUAUAGCUCAAACAUUAUCAGCACAACAAACUUCACAAGGCAUUGAUGAUGAUCUUGAAGUAGCAUCAACGUCACUUCGUUUACCACUUGAAUGUCCAGCAAUGCGUAUACGAAUGAGAAUGCCUGGACGAGCAACGACAUGUAAACAUGUUCAUUGUUUUGAUUUAGAAGGUUAUUUACGUAUGAAUGAAAAAAAGCCAACUUGGCUUUGUCCUGUAUGUAAUAAAGCAGCAUUAUAUACAGAUUUAUUUAUUGAUCAAUUUUUUAUUGAUAUUAUUUGUAAAUGUCCAUUGAAUGUAAAAGCAAUUGAAUAUGAAAUAAAUGGACAAUGGAAACCUAUUGAAGAAGAAAAACUUUCACGAAGAGCACAACGUGAAAAAGAAAUGUACAAAGCUGAAAAUAUAAAUAAUGGAAAAUCUGCAAAUGAUAUGGAUCAAUCAAUGGAUAAUGAUUUUGAUGAUGAACAACCACGUACAAAAUCAACGGAACAAGAAGUUUCACCACCGAUUCAAGAUAAUAUUCCUAUUAUAGAAUUAGAUGAUGAUUAA